AUGAGCCUGGAACAAACUUCUGAAGGCUCAAUUAUACAGAAUGAAAGUGAAAGAUCACCAACGUUACCUGAAUCUGGGCAGCCAAAUGUACCCAAACCACCGGCAAUAGCAGCAAGUUUGGAGCAAGUACCAGUUGUUGGAGAUAUUUUUAGACGCCAUGAUAAGCGCCAGGUGGUCUAUGACACUCGAGAGCGCGCAUAUCUUGAGCCUUACAAGGAGGAUUACCUUAAUGCAAAGAGUAAUCAAGAGCGGAAACAGAUUGUCUGCAAUAUUCUGCCCAAUCUGUAUAACUACUGGCAAAGCUUAGGCAGAACAGUUCCCAAUACAGUGGAGAAAAGCCGCAACGAAGCCAAAAGGCUUUUGGGGUGGAUCAGAAAUAACUGGCGUAAUCCAAAGCCUCUACAGGCUGAACUUAAGGGUCACAAAAAAAGGAAGCGCACAACUAUCCUAUGGCGGACCCGUCGGGAAGAGGUAUACAAAGAAAUUGCGGAAAUUCUUGGCCUUGAAUCUGCAGGUCCGGGGACCAAAGGUGUGUUUGAAACGCGCAUGAAAGCCAUGGGUAAUAUCCUGGGACAUAUGUUGGAUGCGGAAAGGAAACAAUUAGAUCUUGAAGGGGAAUCUAUACCUCUGCUAGAGUAUACUGAUGAGGAAAAACAAAUACACAAUCAAAUUGCCGCCACUUUAGGAGUCCCUUCAACUCUGUUGGAGGACCAGAAGGCUGCGGAAUUCACACACAUGAAGAGGUUAAUUAGCACCUAUGUCCGCGGUCUCUUAAACGCCAGAAAACGAGCUAAAGAUGGAAUUCAAAACACAGAUAAGUCUGAUAUCACAAUACUGGACCGUGAUCCCAGCGGAUUUCCAAUCUUGCCUUAUGACUUCGACGCGGAAAAGCACAACAAACGCGAGCUUGAACAGCUACUCCGCUUGUAUCUGGGUCAACAUUAUUUGCUAGCAACGGAGGGAAGAACAGACCAGGCACCUUUCUCAAUUUUCCAUAAAAAGCUUUCAACCUUGAUAUCUCCUCAAUACCUUCCCACCGGUUUCAAAGCACUUGAAGAGCCCCGCAACAUGGAUCUUGAAGAUAUUCGUACUCUCAUGAAUUUUUGGCGUGCUAGAGUCAAGAAAGGUCAAAAGGGUGAGGAACUUGUUCAUACUCAAUAUCCAGAUGAACCACGCAAGACAAACAUUGAGAAAAGACCACCAUCCCCCAGAAAGUCGCGUUCCAAGAAGUCCAAAAAGAAUCCACCAAUGAAUAGGAAUCCAUUCCCUAUCCUUAACAGCCCUAAUCCUAACAUCAUGCGGAUUGAAGAUAUGGAGGGAGGAUCGCAACUGAUAACUUUUAAUCAAAUUGACACUUCAAUGAUAGAUCCACGUCUCCUAAACCCACCAGUGGAUUCCUUGAUUCAUGGGCCCACCACUCAAGUUGAUACUUAUAUUCAGACGUCAUCUGAAGCCAGUGGGGUGGACCCACAAGCACAGCCACCAACUCCCUCAGCGCGUGGAGAGGAAUCAACCAUGCUAAGCCGCGGAACCUCCAAUAAUUCCGCAACUGCGCAACCCGACAGCCUUUCAACCACACUAACCCGCAUCACCGCGCAUAUGUCCACACCUGUGCAAUCCGACGGCCUAGUUGCCAGUGUUCAACCCCGCCCUCGACCAAGGCCUAUUCCCAAACCAACCACUCCCACCAAAAUUGCCCAGGCGGCAGAAAAUCAGCGGUUACUGCAAGAAGCGCGGGAAAUUUCAUCUGAACUACUGAGAAAUUUGGCCCGCCCAAUCACUCCACCAGGGCCCCUACUAUUUGAUCCAUUUGUUUCUUCUAGCGAGAGCUCCAAUGCUGCUCCCGGUUUGAUGCAAAAUAUCACAGAAUCGGCUCCGAUUCAUACACCAAUCCCCACAAAUUCUGCACCCACCAAUCGGAAAUGA
Psilocybe cubensis is the source of this 1926-nucleotide messenger RNA. RefSeq lists its product as uncharacterized. The record is from RefSeq and is a predicted model, not a curated record. The transcript has 6 exons. NCBI's taxonomy places the organism in Eukaryota, Fungi, Basidiomycota, Agaricomycetes, Agaricales, Agrocybaceae. Bases 1 to 1926 code for a protein of 641 amino acids.